AAAUUACUUAAUGAAAUCCUCACAAUGUAAAUCCUUACACACAUAUUCUUUAAAGUUAAAAUUAAUAAGAAAAACGAGUUGUCCUCUUGUUGGUACGGUCCUGAAAGAAGUGCCGUUAUACCUGCUGGUGCGUUGAACCACGUACGUGUCAUAGGAUAGUACGAAGGGGAAGACGUUUCUUAGUCGUUCGAAGCGGUAUAUUGGUGCGUUUACGUUCUUCAAAUCCUUUACAAAUAAGGCAACAAUACGAGUUUUUGUAUGAGUGAAAAUACAUAAAUAGUGUCGAUAAAUUUAAAUAAAAAAUAAGAAUAUAUUGUAUUAUACAUCAAAGAAAUUCGAAAGAAGUGUCCUACAAGAAACGACUCUAUUAUUCGAUACAAAUAAAAUGUAAAUAAUAAAAAUGAAGAUAACGCAAGGAUAACAUUUUUACUCGAUUAAUUAACAAAUUCUAUAAAUAAUUGAAAAUAAACUGGCACACUUAAGAAAAAGAAAAAGAAAAAAAUAUAAACGAAAAUGAUGGACAACUCGAAGACUCAGGAUAAAAGAAUUCAAGGACGGAAGUCGAAGUUUUGGGCAUACGUUUUUUGGCUUUUCGGCGGUUUCAUCGGAGCUCAUCAUAUUUAUUUAGACAGAGACGAUCAUGCCUUUUUAUAUAUAAGCACUUUCGGUGGUUAUCUAGGACUCGGAUGGUUUUGGGACAUUUUUAAAAUUCCAUCGUACGUGGUAGAUGCCAACGAUGAUCCAAAAUUUAUCGAAGAAUUUAAACGCAAAGUUAAAACCAACCGCAAGCCGUCGUUUUCAACCGUACGAUUCACUGCUGCAAAUGCAGUUGCUUAUUUCUGGGCUGAAAUUUAUUGCAGUGCUAUACCGGAAGAUGAGAUAUAUGGAAUUAAUUUUCGGCAGUUAAUAAUUCUAACACCAAUAAUAAUUGCUCUAGGAGUUUGGACAGUUGGAAAUGUCGGUAGAGAAGGGGGUACAAUAUGGGCAGCACUUAUUUCAGCUUAUCUCGUUUAUCCAACACUGUACUACAUCGGAGAUGACACUACUUGGGUAUUUCUCAUGGUGGUGACAUCAAGUUUAGCGUUCGACACUUUCAGCAAACGAUGGCGUUUAAAACCAAAAAAGAAGAGAGGAUGGGUCAGAAGAAUGUUCGCUUUAUCCUUAGCUAUUAUCUUGUAUUUUUCAUUGAUUGGCAGUUAUCUGUACUUCAAUGCUAUUAUCACCGACAGUGAAGGUGAAGAAAUAAAAUUGUCCGAUGCGAUUCGGCACUUCCUUACUUCACCUAUUUGGCUUGACCUUAAGGCAAGUUUAAAAGCAACCUGGAAUCAAGCGGUUCAUCAAGGAUUUUGGGCAACGUGGGCUCAAAUCGUGGACUUAUCCGAUCCACGAGGAGAAAUAAACGCUUAUAAGGUCCUUGAUCUAUCCCCAUCAGCUUCGCAAAAUGAAAUUACGGCCAAGUGGAGAACUCUUUCAAGAGAUAAUCAUCCGGAUAAAGUUAAGGGAACGCAAGAAGAGAGGCGAAAGGCUCAAGAAAAGUUUAUGGAAAUACAGCAAGCCUAUGAAAUAUUAUCCAAGGCUAAGAAUCGAAGGCAGCGCCGAAAUCGAAGAUCGGAAUGAACGAUUUUCGGGUGAAGUAUCUUGGAGAACAAGCUGCUUCUAAUAUCAAACGAGACGUUUAUUUAAACAAUCGUGUGAUAAUCGUAAUAGUCCAUACAAAAGUUUCAUACCACAUGUACUUAAAAGAAGUUUAACAUCAUUCAUUAAGAGUAAACACUCGUUCGGGCAAAUCGCCAAGCUGCUUUCUUCGACGUCGUUGCUCUCAGGAUAAAUAUUUAAAACGUCUAAGGACAACGUGACUCCACUUAUGGUAAUCGACGUAAUUCCAGCAUUCAGUUUAUCAUCCGGAACCAAAAAAAAAUAUUUUUCAUCGAGUGCCCCUGACCGCAUCGAAGCAAUCAGUUGAUGAUCUAAAAA
Messenger RNA from Polistes dominula (European paper wasp), 1974 nucleotides. RefSeq names its product TM2 and DnaJ domain-containing protein wurst (gene wus). NCBI's taxonomy places the organism in Eukaryota, Metazoa, Arthropoda, Insecta, Hymenoptera, Vespidae. The record is from RefSeq and is a predicted model, not a curated record. Gene Ontology annotation, cellular component: membrane.